AUGGUUGUUUCGAUAGUAACUCCAUUUCAAGGAACUACCGGAUUUUCUUUACAUCAUACAGAACCUACCCAGGGUCAAUACAGUGGAUUAUCCUGGAACGAAAAAAGUGAGGGAUUACAGUACUCACCCCGUGUUUCCACAACCCAAGGAUCCAAUGGAUUUUCUGAUUCGUCUCUAUAUACUCCCGUGGCUCAGAUGACAAGUCAACAGUGGUCUACCGAUCUGGCUUCUGGUCUUGAGUCGGUGGAAAUGACCCGUUUCCCAUCUCAGGAAUCAUCACGGACAACUCAAUCAACAUUGGCCUCUGAGUCUAUGCCGAUGGGACACUUUUCCAUUGCAUCUCAGGCACCAUAUCAAAUGUCUUCUGCAAGAUCAGAUGCUACAGGUAGAUCAGCUAGCCCAUCCAUUUCUGUUCUGUAUACCCCGGCAGCACAAUUUGAUCUUCAAUCUGCAUUCGACACUUUCCAAUACCCAGGAGAUGAAUUAGCCGGAAAUGAUUACCAAGUACCAGCUACCAGCGCAUUCCAGCAGCCACCCACUUUGUCCUUGACAACAGGUGGAUUUGAUAUGUUUCCCAGUACCCAUGGAUUACCUACAAGUAUGACAGCAGCUUCAAGCUCUCUUUCCAGUUAUGUUCACAGCGCACAAGAUUCGGUUUUAUUCGACAGCUCCAUAAUGGGAUCUCCAGAUAUGUGGGAUACUACUUUACUUGAAUCCUCAAAAUCGUCACCAACCAUUGCCGAGGAAUCAUGGACUAUUCCACCACCAAUGAUGUCUUCGACAAACAGCCCAUUGGACUACUCCCCAAUCGAAGGCCGAUCACCCAGGUAUGUUCAAGGUCUUCCAGACUUCGUGGAUUCACCUCCUUACAAGACUGGUGACAGGAUCAUAAGGAAGCCGAUGGGACCAAGAGCUUCCAAAGUUGCUAGCGACACCAAUGCCAGACGUAUCCCAGGAAUUGAGAUGCCAGAGGAGUCCUUCAAGUUGAUGGGACGUUCCAGUCUCGAUGCUGAUAAUUCGGCUCGUGAUCAUCAUUUGUACCAUAAUGUGACGACCAAAUCCGAUGGAUUAUACCACUGCCCAUGGGAAGGAACUUCGCAAUGCCAACACAAGGCAGAAAAGCUCAAGUGCAAUUAUGACAAAUUUGUCGACUCUCAUUUGAAGCCAUACCGCUGCAAGAUUGCUGCAUGCGCAGACAACAAGUUUUCAUCCACAGCCUGUUUACUUCGCCAUGAGAGAGAAGCACACGCCAUGCAUGGACAUGGAGAUAAGCCCUUUCUUUGCAAGUAUGACGGCUGCGAGCGCGGCGUCAUUGGCAAUGGCUUUCCACGCCGCUGGAACCUCUUUGACCACAUGAAGCGUGUACACAAUGACCCAUGCACAUCCAGGAGUGCUGAUGGAUCCCCACCACCUACUGAAAAGUCAGCCACUGGCUCCAAGAAGCGUAAGCAGGAUGCCAUUACGGAGCCAACUACCUCGGAUAAGGAAGCCGUUAAAAGAGUCAAGACACCCCCCGUUGUUAAUCAGCAACCUUCCUUGGUUGAUGUUUACCACCAAAGUGAACAGCGACUCCAGGAGGCCGUGAAACAAUUGCAUGAUCUUAAGAGUGCAAACGCGAUGGCCAAUUUGAGAAACGCGAGUGACUGCAUCAAAAUGAUGGCGAGGACUCUUCAAAAGAUCAAUCAAGCUGCUCCCGCCAUGAGCCGCACCUUUAGCCAUGGAUCAAUGGGCUGA
Messenger RNA from Sclerotinia borealis F-4128, 1734 nucleotides. The record is from the annotation of a GenBank genome assembly. NCBI's taxonomy places the organism in Eukaryota, Fungi, Ascomycota, Leotiomycetes, Helotiales, Sclerotiniaceae.